Messenger RNA from Manihot esculenta (cassava), 1675 nucleotides. RefSeq names its product glucan endo-1,3-beta-glucosidase 7. Gene Ontology annotation, cellular component: plasma membrane. The record is from RefSeq and is a predicted model, not a curated record. Gene Ontology annotation, biological process: carbohydrate metabolic process. The coding region runs from base 97 to 1488 and encodes 463 amino acids. The transcript is spliced from 5 exons. Lineage: Eukaryota; Viridiplantae; Streptophyta; Magnoliopsida; Malpighiales; Euphorbiaceae. Gene Ontology annotation, molecular function: hydrolase activity, hydrolyzing O-glycosyl compounds.
UUACGGUUUUGCCCCUGGACGAUCUUCUUCUCUUUGUAUAUUUAUCGCCCAUUUCAACUUCAAAGACCAUCAGAAAACAGAUACAACUUCUCAGUCAUGGCGGUUCUUCAUUGUACUUCUGCUCUGCUCCUCCUUUUUCUUUUACAGGCUAGCAUAGCAAACUCGGAACCAUUCAUCGGUGUAAAUUAUGGUCAAGUCGCGAGCAACCUUCCGCCUCCAUCAGCCACCGCAAAGCUGCUUCAGUCGACCUUGAUCGAAAAGGUCAGAUUGUACGGGUCAGACCCGGCUUUAAUCAAAGCCUUAGCCGGUACUGGAAUUGGAAUCACUAUCGGUGCAUCGAAUGCUGAUAUUCCAUCACUAGCCUCAGAUCCCAACUUCGCCAAGAACUGGGUCGACACCAACGUGGUUCCAUUUUAUCCAGCUAGUAAAAUCAUCCUUAUCACUGUUGGUAAUGAGGUGAUGAGCUCCGGCGACAAGAAUCUCAUGACGAAGCUCUUGCCGGCAAUACAAAAUGUCCAAAAUGCUCUGAAUGCAGCGUCUCUUGGGGGCAAGAUUAAGGUAUCUACAGUCCAUUCUAUGGCUGUGCUGAAGCAAUCAGAUCCACCAUCAACCGGAAGCUUCGAUCCCAGUUUCGGCGAUUUGAUGAAGGGUUUAUUGGGGUUUAACAAUGCCACGGGCUCACCUUUUGCAAUCAAUCCGUACCCAUACUUUGCUUACAAGAGCGAUCCGAGGACUGAAACUCUUGCUUUUUGUCUUUUCCAACCGAAUAUGGGGCGUGUUGAUGCGAACACGAAGAUCAAGUACAUGAACAUGUUUGACGCUCAGCUUGAUGCUGUUCAUUCUGCAUUGGGCUCUAUGGGAUUUAAGAAUGUGGAAAUUGUGGUGGCUGAGACUGGGUGGCCUUACAAGGGAGAUGACAAUGAAGUAGGGACAAGUAUUGAGGAUGCUAAGGCUUACAAUGGCAAUUUGAUUGCACACCUUCGAUCCAUGGUGGGCACCCCAUUAAUGCCAGGGAAAUCAGUAGAUACAUAUAUCUUUGCUCUGUAUGAUGAAGACUUGAAGCCUGGUCCUGGCUCUGAGCGAUCAUUUGGGCUUUUCAAGCCUGAUCUCACCAUGACUUACGAUGCCGGCCUCUCAAAGGGCCAGACUCCAUCUACGCCAAAAACUCCGGAGACUCCAAAACCGGUGACUCCAACACCAGUGUCUAACAAAGAAACAUGGUGUGUGCCAAAGGCUGGUGUUUCUGACGCACAAUUGCAGUCAAAUCUGGAUUACGCUUGUGGACGAGGGAUUGAUUGUAGUCCAAUCCAACCAGGUGGAGUUUGCUUUGAGCCAAAUACAGUAGCAUCGCAUGCUGCUUAUGCUAUGAAUCUUCUCUAUCAAAAUUCCGAUAGAAGUCCAGGAAACUGUGAUUUCUCGCAGACGGGUACCCUUUCAUCUAAGAAUCCCAGCUAUGAUGCUUGCAAUUAUCCUGGCGGAAGUGCCUGAAAACUUGAGAGGGAAGCUGCAAAUAGAUUGGUUGUGUGUAAAAAUAUAUGGAGGAUUCUCUUGCUUUUUCUUCUCCCUAUCAUUGUGUGAUGUUUGUGAAGAAAUUGUAAUAUAUUCCUUAUCAAUGUAUAUUCGAAUUGAUAAUGUACAAGAUUAAUCAGAAAUCUUUGUGAGUUUCAUUGAUGAA